This is a messenger RNA of Protopterus annectens (West African lungfish), 2349 nucleotides long. RefSeq names its product steroid 5 alpha-reductase 1 (gene SRD5A1). The record is from RefSeq and is a predicted model, not a curated record. Gene Ontology annotation, molecular function: 3-oxo-5-alpha-steroid 4-dehydrogenase activity. Gene Ontology annotation, cellular component: membrane. The coding region runs from base 25 to 909 and encodes 294 amino acids. The transcript has 6 exons. Gene Ontology annotation, biological process: steroid biosynthetic process. NCBI's taxonomy places the organism in Eukaryota, Metazoa, Chordata, Ceratodontiformes, Protopteridae.
UUCCAUCUGGAUUUUACUUCCCCGAUGACAAUGAAUGAAAUCAACGGUGUUCAACUGUUAGAGUACAUGUCGUGGUGCAUGAUAUUUUCAGGGAUUUUAGCUUUCGUAGUACUACAAUUUGUAAACAUCCCGUACGGACGACAAGCUUCGAGUGCUUUUGGCUUCCCUGUUAAUGUUAAACUCGCUUGGUUUGUUCAAGAGAUUCCCUCAUUAGCAGUACCUGCUGUAUUCAUAAUUUUGGGUACACCUGCUACAAGAUUUUCUCAACCUUCCAACCAAAUACUUAUCGCAAUGUUUUUAACUCACUAUGUCCAAAGGGAAAUGGACCCAUCACCAAACCCUUCCAGAAUUAGUAGUUGCAUUCCAACAAAGAAGAAGAAGAAAUGUGGCACUUUAUCCAGCCAUUGGGACACUGGAUGCAGAGCAUUGAUCUACCCCUUUUUAAUACGAGGUGGAAAGGCCACACCAUUUAUUCCCUUCAUACUAGCCUUUAUUUUUUGUAUGUAUAAUGGAUACUUGCAGGGAAGGUACCUAAGUCAGUAUGGAAUUUACCCAGAGGACUGGAUAACUGACCCACGUUUCAUUGUAGGUUUUGUACUGUGGCUGGCUGGAUUGUUAUUAAAUUUACACUCUGAUCAUGUACUACGAACUCUAAGAAAGCCUGGCGAGAUGGGUUACAAAAUACCCCGGGGAGGAAUGUUUGAAUAUGUAUCAGGAGCCAACUUUUUGGGAGAGAUUAUUGAAUGGACAGGAUUUGCAGUGGCCUGCUGGUCUCUUCAGAGUGCUGCUUUUGCCGUGUUCACAUUUCUGAUUUUAAGUACCAGAGCUAAGCAACAUCAUAAAUGGUACUUACAAAAAUUUGAAGACUACCCAAAGUCAAGAAAAAUCCUGGUUCCAUUUUUAUACUGAGAGGGCAUGAUGAAAACUGUUACAUAGUAGCCAAAGUGCCGAACAUGAACUAGAGAAGAUUUAUCGUGACAUUAAAACAGAAAGCCAAAAGGCUUUCUAGAGGCUUUGGAUUAGUCUUUGAAAUGUUGCACAGCAUUUACUGAUGGAGAAAUUAACAAAUCCACAAGCAGUGCCCGGGACUGCAUGUUUUGGAGAUUCAUAGUAAAAACUUAAAUGUACAGCACUUAAUGCGUAAAACUGACAAAACUAAUUUAACUUAUUUUCAUUCCUUCCUGACUAUUGCAUAUUACUUUUAGUUUAUUUUUUUCUUCAUUAUUUGCUACUACAUAUCAAAAUGCAUGUAUAUUUUAUCAUGGUACCUUACAUUGUGUUAUGACUAAUUUGUUUAAAAUAUAAUUUGUUCUUGCCGUCAUGACUCUGGUUACGCCUUAAGAGUCCUUAGACCAGUGCACUUACCUGGUUAACAAUUGUAAAAAUAAAGCACGUAACUAAAUGGUGUGCAUGUGUAGAUAAUGGGAGAUCUAUGUAUGAAAUAAAAAAUUAGAUGAGCUUGGGAGGAAGGAUUCUGCUCAUUAUGUCGCAUUCCAGCAAGAAGAAUGUGUGCAGCUCACAAAAAUGAAGGCACUGCAGGAAUUAAUUGUGGUGUGGCAACUUCACUACUGCUUUUUUGCAAGUCUUUUUGUCUGUUUAAAGUAUAUUUGCCAAACUAAUGAUUUAAAAGUAAGGUUUGUUGAUGCUUGUCUAAUACAAACGUGUAAAAAUAUUUAAGAAUUUUAUUGAAAUAACUGACAUGUAAUGGUGUCUUGCUGGCUUCAACAUAAGAGAAAUGAAAACUCUGCUAUACAUGUUACUGGUUUAGGGAACAUUAAGAACUAUGAACUGAAGUUGUGAGACAAAAAAAAUUGUUUAUUACCAUCAGGGAACAGUAUACGUACCAUAACCUUAUAUGUGACUGCUUAUUGAAACUCAGCCAAACCUGUUAGUUUUUGGGGAAUACAGUGAGAAUGAGUAGGGAGCCAUAAAUGUAAAGGAUUUAAUAUUAUCCCAGCUCCCUUAAAUGCCUUUUUUGUGGAACAGGUAAAUAUUUUUGUUUAUGCUACCUGAAUUUAUCACAGCUACAGCAAAGAUGAUUAGUUUCGAUCUUAUGUCAUUUACAGAUAAGUCCACAAUAUGGAAACUUCCUCAGUAUAUUUUUAUGUAACUGAAUAUUGCUAUGUAUCACAAUUGCUGCUGCUUUUGUUAUAUUGCAAUGUAAUAUUAGUACCGAGGAUUGUUGUGAGUUGCAACCAUGUCUUCCAACGUGCUGCACAGUUCAAGACUGUACUAUUUUGUUUUUGGAAGAAAUAGCAUAUGAUUCAUUAGAGAACUUGUUGCAAAACAGUUAGAAAAUGGCCAUUGGGUUCUGUUUUUGAGCAAGAUAAAUCCUGAAGAACACCAGCA